GUGUUCCUGGGUAACUCAGGAGAGGUGAAGAAGUACUCCACCCUUCUCAUCCAACCUGGUUUGGCCAUCAACAGUGACUUACUGCUGGAUUCCACCCAUAGACACGUCUACAUCAUGACCAGCCGUUCUGUGGAGAAGAGGCCUGUGGCAGAGUGUGACAAGCACACUGAUUGCACUUCCUGUCUGGCAGUGAAGGACCCGUACUGCGGCUGGUGUGUUCUUGAAGGCCGGUGUGGGAUGCGUUCAGACUGCAGGCUGGGCUCGGUCGAAGGUCACUGGCUCUGGAGUUUUGAUGAGCAGCAGAAGUGCUUGAGAGUGGAGUCACUGAGCCAAUAUAACGCCAGCCUUGGAGAGCAGAAACAGAUUGCUGUGGGUGUCCCAGGUUUGCCCAGUCUGUCAGAGGGUGACAUGUACUCGUGUUUCUUUGAAGACACUGAAACGGCUGCUUCGGUCCAGGGCACCACAGUCACCUGUGCCACUCCUGAGGCCCACAGACUCCCAGCGCUGCCACAGGGAGAGGAUGCUGUGUCCGUCGCGCUGUCCCUGCGCUUUCGGACGGUCACCGUAGCGCUUGCAGACUUCACCUUCUACGACUGCUCUGUGGCGCAGCAGCUCUCUGGCACCAGGCCGUGUAGGGGCUGUGUGAACAGCCGCUGGAAAUGUAACUGGUGUGUCCACCAGCAUGUGUGCACUCACCGGUCCACGUGUGACCGUGGUGUGAUCAUCUACAACCAGCAUUUUUCACCCUCCACGUCUGCUUCUCAAACAAUAAAAGACUUUGACGCGUACACGUACACCCCCUCCACACCCACGACAUCAAUCCUCUCCACCACUGAGGAGGCCAUAACGACCGAAACCGCUGUCACAACUACCCCUCCAGUGACCCCACCCACUACUCCAGAGCCCACGGCCGCCCCCACCACAGCUCUGGAAACCACAACCCCCCUCGAGCAAACACCCACCACCCCCAACCAUGCUACAACCUCCUCUACACACCCAUCCAGUGCCACUACAGAGUCAACCGAUACCAUCUCAGAGGGCACCACCCUCUCACAAAAUACCUCUUGGGUGGAGGAGAGCAUCCAGGUAGGUUUGCUGUCAACACCAACCCCGCAGUCAUACGAAGAGCUGGUGGGACCUUCGUCGCGUGAAGAGGCCGCUGAAGUGACACUGCCUGCGUUGAGAGCUGGGGAAGUGGUGACGAUGGGCCCGCUGAUUGAAGCACUGCCCUCAUCCACCUCUGAAGUGGUCACCCUCUCGCAGACCGAGAUGGAUAUAGAUGCUCUUAUAGACACGGGCGUCCCUGUGUCGUCAGCCAGCGCCCCCUCUGGCGACGGCGAGGCAGGGCCUGAUUCAUCUGAUUUCCCCCUCGCUCCAGACACAGAUUACCAGUCCGACUCAGCUGACCUUUUCCUCCUGGAAGAGGAGAGUUUACUCGUGAGCAGAGGUCCUCACACCUGUCCCUGUGUGGAGGCCAUCCAGGGCAGCUCCCUCCUUCCUGUCAAUGUCGAGAGGAAGAUCACUCUGCUGGGGCGCAACUUACACCUCUAUCAGGACAAAGAUCUUGAUUAUCAGUGUGUGUUGGUGAUUGAGGGCCGAUCGGUGGUGGUGGACGCUUUCGUGGAAGUGGACGACUCUCAGCCAUCUUUGUUCUUCAUUACCUGCCAGCUUCACCAGUACUCUUAUUCGGCUGCGGUGGAGGAAUACAGGAGCUUGAUCUCAGUCAGGAGGAGGGACUCUUUCCAGGUGGAUUACCCAGAGGACCUUCAUGUGCGGCUGUAUAACUGCUCCGUGGGCCGGUCCGACUGCAGUCGCUGUCACACAGCUGAUCAGCGGUACGAGUGUGUGUGGUGUGAAGGGUCUCGCUCCAGCUGCGUCUACAGGAGCUCCUGCACCCAACACGUCCAGCAGACCUGUCCUGCUCCUCACAUACACACGAUUGAGCCUCUUUCUGGUCCAGUGGAGGGUGGCACAGUGCUCACGGUGUCCGGCUCUAAUCUGGGUCAGAGAGCUGAAGACAUCCAGCACUCAGUGACGGUAGCCGGAGUCCCCUGCACGGUCAUCCCCGACAGAUACGAGGUGUCCUCCAGUAUUGUGUGUGAGACCACAGCCAGUGCAGGGGAGCAGAGCGGCCACGUCUCAGUUCAGGUCAAAGGAGGAGGAAUCGGGCAGUCUGCCCAGCGCUUCCGUUACCAGGACCCAGUGUUAUUGGGAGUGUCUCCACUGAAAGGCCCAAUGUCGGGCGGCACGUCCCUCACCAUCACGGGACAGAACCUUCUGACGGGACGUCCCAAUGAGAUCAGCAUCCUGAUUGGUGGAGUCCCAUGUUACAUUUCUCCCAAGCAGUACAACAGUGAGCGUGUUGAGUGUGUGACUGGAGGGAGGAACAGAACCGGAGAGAGCGGCGUUACGCUGCGCUUCGGUCGAGCUGAGCGCCAUCUACAGGACGUCCUCUAUCAGUACACCCCAGACCCCAACGUGACCCAUGCUGCUCCCUCCCGAAGCUUCAUCAGCGGGGGUCGUAUCAUUCGAGUGUCUGGCCAGCAUCUGGACGUGGUACAGGAGCCUCGUAUCCACGUGACCCUGUCCCCACUGGAGCCACACUCACAGAAGAGGAAGAGGAAGAGGAGCAGCGUGGAUCCCAGUCUCCUCAGAAGAGCUCGGCGGAUCGUCCCAGAGCCCAACUGUCCUGAAGAUAGUCUCUGUGUGGUCAAACAGGUAGAGUUCACACAAGUGGAGGAGCGGUGCACAGUGAACAGCUCGACUCUGAUCCUGUGUCCCACUCCGGAGGUGGGCCCCGAGGCCCUGCGUGCUGCUGUCAGCGUGCGCUUCCUCCUGGAUAACCUGCACUUUGAGUUUGAGGCGGUCAGUGGCAACCCCUUCAGUUAUGAGCCCAAUCCUGUCCUUCACAGCCUCAAUCAACACGAGCCCAGCAAACCCUUCAGAUACAAACCCGGCAGCAUCAUCUCUGUGGAGGGGGAGAAUCUGGACCUGGCCAUUUCUAAAGAGGAAGUGGUUGCUCUGAUCGGUGAUGGAGAGUGUGCUGUGAAGACUUUAACCAGAACCCAUCUGUACUGUGAGCCUCCGUCACUGCAGCCGUCAGUGACCGCGCUGAAGAAACGAGAGGCGGCCGACACGCUCCCAGACUUCACUGUGAGGAUGGGGAAUCUGAACUUUUCUCUGGGACGGGUGCAGUAUGAUUCUCAGGGCCCCGCUGCGUUCCCUCUGGAGGCUCAGGUGGGGGUCGGGGUGGGCGCCUCCAUCGUGGCUCUUAUUGUGCUGGUUAUCGUGCUCAUAUACAGGAGGAAAAGCAAGCAAGCACUGAGAGACUAUAAGAAAGUCCAGAUCCAGCUGGAGAACUUGGAGACGAGUGUCCGAGACCGCUGUAAAAAGGAGUUCACAGAUCUGAUGACUGAGAUGAUGGAUGUGUCCAGUGAUCUCAUGGGCUCUGGGAUUCCAGUCCUGGAUUAUCGUAAAUACUCGGAGAGGAUCUUCUUCCCCGGUCACCGUGAUUCUCCUCUGAGACGGGACCUUGACGUUCCCGCCUGUCGCCGGGCCACAGUGGAGCAAGGCCUGGUUCAGCUCUCCAACCUGCUAAACAGCAAACUGUUCCUCACCAAGUUCAUCCACACUCUGGAAGCCCAGCGGACCUUCUCUCCGCGGGACAGGGCGUAUGUGGCCUCCCUCCUCACGGUGGCGCUGCACGGCAAGCUGGAGUAUUUCACCGACAUCCUAAAGACUCUGCUCAGUCACCUGGUGGAGCAGUACACCACGAAAAACCCCAAACUCAUGCUGCGCAGGACCGAGUCUGUGGUGGAGAAGCUGCUGACUAACUGGAUGUCCAUAUGUCUUUACAGCUUCCUCAGAGACACAGCAGGUGAGGCGUUCUACAUGCUGUUCAGAGCCAUAAAGCACCAGGUGGAUAAAGGCCCAGUGGACGCUGUCACAGGCAAAGCCAAAUACACACUCAACGACAACCGACUGCUGCGGGAGGACGUGGAGUACCGCACACUGACUCUGAAUGUCCUGGUGAGCAGCGGGGGUGCGGGCGAGUCUCAGACGGUCCCCACUAAAGUGCUGGACUGUGACACCAUCACACAGGUGAAGGAGAAGAUCGUGGAGCAGACGUGGAAGGGCACGUCAUACUCCCAGAGACCCUCCGCAGACGCUGUGCAUCUGGAGUGGAGGGCUGGGGUGGCUGGUCAUCUGAUCUUGUCGGAUCAGGACUUGACAUCAGUGGUCCAGGGGUCCUGGAAGCGCCUCAACACCUUACAACACUACAAGGUCCCAGACGGAGCCACAGUAACACUGGUGUCACGACGGUCCAAGCAGAUCCACCACGACAGCCAAGACUACGUCCCAGGAGAGAAGACCCCGAUGUUGGAGGAUGGAGAUGAAGGAGGAGUGAAGCAGUGGCACCUGGUGAAGGCCGGUGAGGAGGCGGAGCUACCCAAACACAGACGGGGCAGUCUGAGAGACAAAGAGCGUGAGAGAGCCAAGGCCAUCCCAGAGAUCUACCUCACACGCCUGCUGUCUGUGAAGGGCACCCUGCAGAAGUUCGUAGACGAUCUGUUCAUGGUGAUUCUGAGCACCAGUCAGCCGGUUCCUCUGGCUGUCAAAUAUUUCUUUGAUCUGUUGGACGACCAGGCCGCCCAGCACAACAUCACAGACCCAGAGACCAUCCACAUAUGGAAAACAAACAGCUUGCCGCUGAGAUUCUGGAUUAAUAUCUUGAAGAACCCCCAGUUCAUCUUCGAUGUGCAGGCCUCGGACAAUGUAGACGCGGUGCUGUCAGUCAUUGCUCAGACCUUCAUGGACUCCUGCACCAUCGCCGACCACAAACUGGGCAGGGACUCCCCGAUCAACAAGCUCCUGUACGCUCGGGACAUCCCACGCUACAAACAGAUGGUGGAGAAAUAUUAUUCAGAUAUAAGACAGACCAUCCCCGUCAGUGACCAAGAGAUGAACUCUUCUCUAGCUGAACUCUCAAGGAACUACUCUAAUGAAGUUAAUCAUCUAGUGGCAUUGCACGAGUUGUACAAGUACAUCAACAAAUACUAUGAUCAGAUCAUCACAGCUUUAGAGGAGGACUCCACUGCUCAAAAGAUGCAGCUGGGCUACAGACUCCAACAGAUCGCUGCAGCUGUGGAGAAUAAAGUCACUGACCUCUGACCUGUAACCACGGACAGAUGCUCGGAAAGACUGUAAAAGAGACAAAGCCCGUGGCAGAAAGAGAGCAGAGACCUCGCCAGAAGGCAUGAACUCGUACUUCCUGAAGCCUCCAGAGCACGGAGGAUAUCUGAGACGGAUGAUUCCCAUUAAAGACAGCAUUCACAGAUUGGAGGAGCGUGAACCUCUCACAGAUGUCACAUGUACACUGGAGCUGGUCUGUAGAGUUGCAUCUGCACAGCCGUCACUCACCCACACACUUCUGAGAGGAGUCCUUUAUCUGAUGCGCUAGUGCUACAGGGUUUCCUGCAUUGAGACGUGCGGCCCGAGCACAGAAUGAUCAAAACACCACAUCUUCUGGAUUUAAAAAAGAAGUCUUACAAAGGCCUGUUACUGUUCGGUGGAUUCUUAAUAAACUGUUUAUCCAUGCAUUCAGUGUGAUGCGCUUUAUGUUGCAGCCUUUGACCUACUCAUAAAGAACAAAGGAUGGCUUCUGAGGACAACUGAAACGUCUUGCUCAACUCUCCCAUUGACCUUUCGUUAACAUUUCUCUUGAAAACAGGUUUUAUCCAGAUUUUUUUAGUUUUGUUUUAAAUGAAAAACACUGGUUUAAGGGACGUCGCCCCAACAGGGCCGUCUGAGAUGUUUUCAUGUGGCACAGGCUACAGUAUUAUAUACAUUAACAUGCAUGAAUACUCACCGUGAAUCUUAGGUUGGCACAUGCAAGUCGCGUGUGCAUUUUAUUGUGGAUUCGGAUCGUGUAAAUGGCAGGUUAACCCGAUUAACACACCUAGUUUAGGUGAAUAGGUUUCAUGUAACGUUCACAAUGCUCAGUUGUGCAUUUGUUCUAGUCAUUAAGGUUUGUUUGUUUUUCAGUGUUAAAGUGUGCUUUUCAAUGUAUUUGGUUGGCUUUCAGUAAAAGAAAAAAAAGUUUCCGUGGCUGUCACCACGUGUGCACACUUAGCUAUAAUAAUUAUGCCUGAAGUAUUUAAUUUAUGCUGUUUUGUUUUUGUUUUAUAUAUAUUAUUUGUGCGAUCAUGACCAUCUUUUCAAACAUUUUAUAUAUAUAUAUAUAUAUAUAAUCUUUCUUUUUUUUAUCAGAUCAUGGCUAACAUAAAUUUAGAUUUUUCUAUUUUUAAAGUUUUCCGAACCCCGAAUGCACAUUUUAUUGUGAGCUGUUGUGCUGUGUGCAUCGCUCGCACGUUUAACGUUCUUAUUGGUUUUUAUGUAUUUAUUUAUUUAUUUUGGGUUUGAUAAAUGUACAGACCAAAUUUGGUAAUUAUGAUGCACCCCUCCCAAAUUUAAAAUGAACUACUUCUUUUUUUUUUUCUUUCAGCCUGUAAUCUACAGUGGACCGACUGCAGUGGUCAGUGUUUGUUCAGAUCUCUUCAUGCAGAUAAACUGCUCUUAUUUUUGCUGUAGUUCACUAUUGUGCUCACUCUUUUGUACGUAUGUGUGGCUAUGAUUAUUUUGUAAGUCUUGCACAGGAUGUGCUGGCCUGUUUGAAGUGACUGUAAAUUGUUUCUACCAUCAGUUGUUCUUUUACCUGUGCAUUUCUAUUGUAAAUAAAAUGUUGCUAUGAAUCUAAAUGUUUCACAAUUUGUUGGACAUUCAGCUUUACUUUAACAAACUGUUCAGAAAGUUGCAUUGCAAGACAGAUUGAUUGCAUCUUCGUAUUAAAGGAACAGUUUAUGCAAAAUGAACAUUCUGUAAUUGUUUACUUCAACUAGUGAAAUAUGUCUUUAAUUACAAC
Messenger RNA from Carassius auratus (goldfish), 6922 nucleotides. RefSeq names its product plexin-B1-like. The transcript has 34 exons. Lineage: Eukaryota; Metazoa; Chordata; Actinopteri; Cypriniformes; Cyprinidae. Gene Ontology annotation, biological process: regulation of cell shape; semaphorin-plexin signaling pathway; axon extension. Gene Ontology annotation, molecular function: semaphorin receptor activity. The annotation marks the transcript as partial. Gene Ontology annotation, cellular component: plasma membrane; semaphorin receptor complex. The record is from RefSeq and is a predicted model, not a curated record.